GCGCGCACGCACUUACGCCAACAUCAGCAGUAGUAGUAAUAGUGGUAUUCGCAGUAGUAUUUUGUGUGAUAGUGUUUUUGGGGCCGUGAAUAAAUAGGUAUAGAGUAGUGGUCAACUUUAGCCGGGGUCCAAAUUCCGAAGUCUGCGCCAAGUGUGUUUCUAAUAUUUUAACAUUUUAUUAAAUUAGGCACUCACUCCUUGGUCUUGGCUGUAGGGUUGUGCCGUAUUCGACUGUUCACGCCAUGUAUGCGUACCCCAAUAAUAUUAAUAGUUCGCUAUGCCAGUGCCAUUUGGCUUAACCCGUCCAAUACUCCCAACAGUCGAUCGUGACAAAUCUUGUUUUGAGUUGUUUUUAAAAAAUAACGUAUGAACAUGAGAACAAUAAAUAUUAUUAAUACUGCUUGUCAUACGACCGAUGUUGAAAACUGAGUCUUGCCACAUUUGGCCGGUGUUAGGCAAGUGCCAUGGUUGCCUGCACGGUAUCUUUCCUAAUAUGGACAGUAUCAUUACAAUGGACCUUAGCUCAAGAUUAUUCUUCUCAAUGGGCAGCUCACAUUCAAGGUGGAUUCGAAAUAGCCAAAAGAACAACGGAAAAACAUGGAUUCAUAAUACUAGGAGAGAUUUUUCCAGAUUAUUAUCAUCUAGAACACAAACAUGUAUCAAAACGAUCAGUUAACCCAGGUCUUGAACAUCAUAAAAAAUUAAUAUCUGAAGAAAAUGUGAAAUGGGCACAACAACAAAAAAUAUUGAAUCGAUCAAAGAGAGAUUACAUAACUUAUGCUAGAAAUAGCAGAAGUUCUAAAAGAUUUGUCAAUAAAGGUGGAUUAAAUGAUCCAAAAUGGCCAAAAAUGUGGUAUCUGAAUCGAGGUAGAGAUAUGGAUAUGAAUGUUCAAGGUGCUUGGGAAGAAGGAAUUACAGGAAAAGGUUCAGUUGUCACAAUAUUAGAUGAUGGUUUAGAAAAAGAUCAUCCAGAUUUAAUUAAAAAUUACGAUCCUUCAGCUAGUUAUGAUAUGAACAAUAGAGAUGAAGAUCCAAUGCCUAGAUACGAUCAAAUGGACACAAACCGUCACGGUACUAGAUGUGCAGGAGAAGUAGCAGCAUCUGCCAAUAAUUCUCUGUGCUCAGUUGGUAUUGCCUUUGGAGCAAGUAUAGGUGGUGUUCGAAUGUUAGACGGGGAUGUUACUGAUGCAGUUGAAGCUCGGUCUCUUAGUUUAAAUCCUCAGCAUAUUCAUAUAUAUAGUGCGUCAUGGGGUCCAGAUGAUGAUGGAAAAACUGUAGAUGGACCUGGUGAAUUAGCUACUCGUGCUUUUCUUGAGGGUAUAUCUAAAGGUCGUGGUGGUAAAGGAUCAAUAUUUAUAUGGGCAUCUGGAAAUGGUGGCCGUGAACAUGAUAAUUGUAACUGUGAUGGAUAUACAAAUGCUAUUUGGACAUUAAGUAUAAGUAGUGCUACACAAAAUGGUCAUGUUCCUUGGUAUUCAGAAGCUUGUAGUUCAACUUUGGCUACUACGUACAGCAGUGGAAGUAAUUAUGAAAGUCAGAUUAUUACUACAGAUCUUCAUCAUGAAUGUACUAGUAAUCAUACUGGUACAUCAGCAUCAGCACCACUAGCAGCCGGAAUAGUAGCAUUAACAUUAGAAGCUAACAAUAAACUAACCUGGAGAGACAUGCAACAUAUUGUUGUAUUAACAGCGAGACCAACUCAUUUAUUAGCUACUGAUUGGGUUAUUAAUGGUGUUGGUCGAAAAGUGAGUCAUUCUUUUGGGUUUGGCUUAAUGGAUGCUACUGAAAUGGUAAGAUUAGCUCGUAGAUGGAAAACUGUCCCAGCUCAACAUAUUUGUAAUGUUACUGCUCAAGUUUUUGAAAAACUAGUGCCUGCACGUAGUUCAGUUACAAUUCAACUUUUAGUAAAAGAAUGCAAUAGUGUUAAUUUUUUAGAACAUGUUCAAGCUAAAAUAUCAUUAUCAGCGAGUCGACGUGGUGAUAUCAAAAUUGACUUGACCUCUCCAAGCGGUACUAAAUCAACACUUCUUGCUCCAAGAACUCAAGAUAAUUCACAUACGGGAUUUAAUGUUUGGCCAUUUAUGACUGUACAUAUGUGGGGAGAACGGCCUUUUGGUAUAUGGCAAUUGACUAUUCACAAUGAGGGUAAACUAUUAGGUCGAUCUUCUUUACACGAGUGGUGUUUGAUAUUAUAUGGUACUAAAUAUUCUCCAAGGAUAUUAUCUCCUCCUAUUUAUCCUUUAGAACAUUCUCUCAAAUCUAAUACACGUAAAAAUUCUAAAAAUUCAAAAAAAAAAUCAAAAAAAGGUAAAGUCAAAAAACAGUCUACCACUCCAGUUAGUACCUCUAGAAAACAAAGCGUUUCCAGUUAUAAGCCAAAUGUUCAUUUUGUCUUAUUUCCUAACAAAAAUUCCUCUAAAAUAUCUCCCACUCUAACAGACAACAUCCAAACAUACCCCAGCAGCCAUAGACUCUACAGUUUACAAAAUGUGGAUGGCAGGCCGGCAAAAAAAAAUUUGUCUCCUGAAAGAAAUAUAUCGCCUACAACUACAGCUGCUAAUAUCACUGACUGGGAGAUGGUUUUUUAUGGAACUAUUUUACCUCCAGAACAAUCACAUUCGUUUCCAACACUAGUGAGUAUUAAACAAAACCAAACAUCAGGAAAAUCAUCAAAGAGUGGAAUCAAUUCUGGAGAAUGUCGUGUGACCACCACUAAAUGUUUAGAAUGUUCAUAUGGAUUUAACAUAUACAAUGGGGAAUGUACAGCUAAUUGUCCAAUUAGAACAUAUAAAGAAAGAGAUGGUAUUUGUUCAGAUUGUCAUUAUACAUGUUAUCAAUGUAAUGGACCAAAUGAUUAUCAGUGUACAUCUUGUUGGGGAGAUGCAGAUUUAACUCAAACUUUGGGUCAAACCUUUUGUUACUCAAAAAAUAUCAAGAGAUUACUUGAUGAUAAGACAUGGCAUACUUUAACGGUAGUUUUACUGAUUAUUAAUAUAUUUUUAUUACUUAUAUUUUGUAAUGGUGGGUUUUGGACUAAAAAUAAUAUUAGUUUAAACAAAGGAAAUUACAGACUAGCUAAUCAAACCGAAAAUGAUUGUUGUUGAAAACAUUUUAUGACAUUGUUCCAUAUGUGUUAAACUUACUUAACUUAAUUUUAUCUUGAUUAAAAAAAAAAGUAAGGAAAAUAAUUUAACUAUGACUAAGAUAAUUAUUGUUC
This is a messenger RNA of Sipha flava (yellow sugarcane aphid), 3217 nucleotides long. Its product is annotated as furin-like protease 1. NCBI's taxonomy places the organism in Eukaryota, Metazoa, Arthropoda, Insecta, Hemiptera, Aphididae. Gene Ontology annotation, biological process: peptide hormone processing. The record is from RefSeq and is a predicted model, not a curated record. The transcript is spliced from 12 exons. Gene Ontology annotation, cellular component: Golgi membrane; trans-Golgi network. Gene Ontology annotation, molecular function: serine-type endopeptidase activity. The coding region runs from base 465 to 3104 and encodes 879 amino acids.